Molecule: messenger RNA, 1625 nt
Organism: Phyllotreta striolata
Lineage: Eukaryota; Metazoa; Arthropoda; Insecta; Coleoptera; Chrysomelidae
Source: the annotation of a GenBank genome assembly
ACCCGCUCAGUCCGGCGAGAUAUCAUUCCAACGACGCGCGCGUCCGCUAUCAAUCGAAUCACCACUAAACAUUUUUAGAUAAUUAAUACAUUAGAAAAGUAGAAAAGUAUGAACUACCCGACGUUGUGCGCGGCCCUCUGCCUGGCGUUGAUCGGCGCCGUCUCGGGCGCCGGCCUGCGCGAGGAAUUCACCUGGUCGAGGAUCACCUACCGGUGGCCGGGCGUCGGCGGCGUCGCGGCGGCGUCGCGCGCCAAGCGGUACGCCGGGUCGCUGGUCGUCGAGGACCCGACGCUCGUGCCGAGCGAGCAGAUCGGCGGCCGGUUCGACGACGCCGACGGCGCCCCCGAAGGCAUCGACUAUAAUCACGUGAACAACAUCCCCAUGGGCGCCAACGUAUGGAGGAACAAACUGUUCAUAACAGUACCACGUCGCCGAUUGGGAGUACCAUCAACUCUAAAUUACGUACCGUUAGACAGCAGACAAAAGCACAACGUACCCCUGAUACCCUACCCCAAUUGGGAGGUCAACACCUACCCCGACCCCACCAAUAGCGGCGAAAAUUUGGUAUCAUUAUACCGAGUAGCUGUGGACCCAUGCGAUAGAUUAUGGUUCGUCGAUACCGGUUUAGUGGAGGUAUUAAGUGCUAACGUUAGCAGAAUCAGACCGGCCACCAUAGGAAUCAUAGACUUGCACACCGAUCGCAUCGUUCACAGUUUCCACAUACCGAGCGAUCAAAUCAGACCCACCAGCGGAUUGGCCAGCAUCACCAUCGACGUCACCAAGAACACCUGCGAUGACGCCUACGCCUACGUACCAGACUUGGGCGGUUACGGUUUGAUCGUGUACAGUCUGCGCGAGAACCGGUCGUGGAGGAUCAGCCACAACUACUUCUAUCUGGAACCGCUGGCCGGCGAGUUCCACAUAUCCGGGCACGAUUUCCAAUGGAACGACGGCGUGUUCAGCGUCGAAUUGACUUCACUCCGAUCGGACGGCUACAGAGACUUGUACUUCCAUUCGAUGGCCGGCACCCACAUGUACAAAGUGUCCACGAGGAUCCUCAGAAACGAGACGCUGGCCACCAGGUCUUAUCACGAGCACGAUUUCGAGGUGAUCGGCGACCGCGGAGCUGAGUCCCAGACCUCAUCGGCCGACAUCCACCAACCCACCGGUGUGAUGUUCCUGAGCUUGGUCAACCAGAACGCCAUGGCCUGCUGGAACACGCACAAACCCCUGCAGACCAUCUCCAUAGUGCAGAAAGACGACCGGCGGAUGAUCUACCCCUGCGACUUGAAGGUCAGCGGCGAUAAGGUCUACUUGCUGACCAACACCAUGCCGGAGUUUUUGUACGGUAGACUCGACUACGACGCGACCAACUUCAGAGUGUGGUCCAACGACGUGGCCUCCGCCGUGGCGGGCACCGCGUGCUCCGGACGGGGGUCUACCAGGCCGGCAGGCCACAGACCCGGGUCUUCCGGUUAUGCAUCGGAGUCUAACGGGGAUCAAUCGUACGCUGCCAGUAGACCGAGACCGUACAGGGGCUCUCGGACUUACAGACGUAUUUACGAAUAAAUUUUUUUUUAUGUUUAAUAUUAGGACUAUAGAGUAAUAAAAAAUUCGCAGUUUAA